This is a messenger RNA of Solenopsis invicta (red fire ant), 4383 nucleotides long. RefSeq names its product THAP domain-containing protein 6-like. The transcript is spliced from 4 exons. The record is from RefSeq and is a predicted model, not a curated record. Gene Ontology annotation, molecular function: sequence-specific DNA binding. Bases 829 to 1443 code for a protein of 204 amino acids. Lineage: Eukaryota; Metazoa; Arthropoda; Insecta; Hymenoptera; Formicidae.
UCGUACCACACAAAAAAAUGAGUGUAAAUGUGUAACGCUGGUACUUUUCGGUGCGGUUAUGGGAUUGCGUUCGGGAUCGGUUGCUCGGAUGUGCUCGCCGGAUGCCAAGGUUUUUCGGUAGUAAUGAGAACUCCGUGUUGAGUACAAUGAUACAAACGUAACAAUAUAUUUAUCAGAUGUAGUUGAAAUACACAAGUAAUAAUAAGGCACCGGAGUGCUCGGUUAAACAAUAGUCGGACCCGCGCAAAAUAAAAGAACGACGAUUCGACAAAAUAUAAUUUGCGGCGUAAUAUUUAAACAAAAGAAUGGAUUCGGACAACUCAUUGACGUAUGAAUAUCUGGACGGAGCCUAAAGGCGCGGGGAGUGAACAUUUUAGAGGAGGAGGGGGCCGCCAUAUUGUCUGGCGACAUUAGUACUGCCAUCUGUGAGUAGACUAAGGAAACAACUGUGUUUUCGUCUGUUUUCGUCCAGUGCUCCAGUUUCUGUGUGACGUGUGACGUGUGUUGUGUACAAAAAAGUUACCUUAAAAAAUAAUUUGUAAAAAAUGCCGCUUUGUAUUGCAAUCGGUUGUUGCAAUAAAAGCUACCGAAAAAGCAAAGAGCAAAUUAAUAUUGAAAAAAAUAUUGCAAUUACAUUUCACCGUUGUUAUAGGCUUAUUGACGGAAGCUCCUCGCGUGAACCGCGUGAACGUUGUUUUUACGCACGGACUUCGGUGGAUUGAAACGUACCUUGCAUGCUACUAUUUAUUUUAUAUACAAUUUAGUUGAUAUGUGUGUUUCAUUAGAUUUCCACAAGAUGAAUCAAAAAAAUUAACUUGGGCUAAAGUUAUGGGCCUUCAGAUGGAAUGUUUACCCAAGUCUUCACAUUUAUGCUCGUUGCAUUUUUCGGACGACGACUUCGAUCGCAGUUCCCUGAUACGAAUAAGAUUGAGAGAAAAUGCCAUUCCAAUUUCAAAUAUUUCAAAAGUUGCGGGUGCAGAAGAAGUCUCUUUGCAAAGUAAUACAUUGUCAGCUACAUCAACAGAGUCGGUGCACGAGGAUGAUUCGAUUUGCGAGCCGGAAAUAAGCAGAAUUACAUUAAAAAGAAAAAGAGAAGAAGAGUCUACUUCAUUUGGUGUGUAUACCGAGCAACCGGAGGAUACACCACGGAAAAAAUUAUUGCGCAAAACUUUAAUGCACCAAAAGAAAUAUUAUGAAAGGCAAGUGCAAACAUUAAAACAAAAAAAUAAGCGGUAUGAGAAACGGAUCGCGCAAUUGAAUACAGUUCUAAAAGAACUCAAACAAAAAAGUUUAUUGGCAGACGAACAUGCCGAUAUAUUAAAAACAAUAGGUAAGAGUAAUAUACACUUGUUGAAGCGUUUAACAGCAAAGAGUAAAAUAUCAAGUAGCAAAAAAAAUCUCUUUCUAAAGAAUAUUCUCCUGAGCUUAGAAAAUUUGCUUUAAGCUUGCAUUAUUACUCACCUAAACCAUACAACUAUGUACGCAAACAUUUCAAUUCAUGUCUUCCACACCCAAAAUCAAUAAGUAAAUGGUACAAAUCGAUUAAUGGAAAUCCCGGUUUUAUGCAAGAAGCAUUAAAUAGUAUUUCUGAACGGGUAAAAGCUACAGAUUAUCCACUCUUAGGCACCUUAAUUUUUGAUGAAAUGUCGAUUAGACAACAUAUUGAAUACGAUGGUAAAAAUUAUAGUGGUUACGUUGAUUUUGGGGAUGGAAUUAUAAACGACAAUACUAGCAUUGCCAAAGAUGUCUUGGUUUUUCUUUUUGUGUGUAUGAAUGCUGCAUGGAAAGUACCUGUGGGCUAUUUUUUUAUUAAUGGAAUUACGGCUGAUCAAAAAAGUGGUUUGAUUAAUCAAUGCAUUUGCUUACUGCAUGAUACUGGUGUGAAAGUGGUUGGAUUAACUUUUGAUGGUGCUACCACAAAUUUAUCCACGGCAAAAAAAUUAAAAUGUAAUUUAAUGUCAACUGCUUUACAGACUUGGUUUCCCCAUCCAAUUACAAAUGACAAAAUAUUUAUUUUUCCUGAUCCAUGUCAUAUGAUAAAGCUUAUUCGCAACUUGUUUGGAGAUAUGAAAGUAAUUAUUGAUGGAUUAAACCAACUUAUCCAAUGGCAGUACAUUUUAGAUUUACAUAAUCUACAAAAACAAGAAAGCUUACAUUUAGGAAAUAAGUUACGGUCAGCACAUAUUCAAUAUAAAAAAUUGAAUCAAUGUUGAAUUAUUGUAUCAAUGUUAUUCUCGAAUGAUUGUAUCAAUUUAAAUAAAUAUUGUAUCAAUUUUUUCUGUAAUUAUUGUAUCAAUUUCAAUAAAUAUUGUAAUAAAAAUUAUUUUAUUUUACAAAAACAUAUUAUUUUGAACGAUUAAAACCAGUCUCACUUUCUUUUCUUUAAUUCAAUAAUACAAUUCUUUCAAUCAAUUCAUGUUGAAUUUCAAACAGAGCGCCAAAAUGUCGCCAGACAAUAUGGCCGAUCCCCCGUCCCGCUAAUGUCGAUCCCCUCGCCUGAAAUCCGACCUUACGCUCCGUCCAGAUAUUCAUACGUCAAUGGGAUAACUAAAGAAACGGACAUAAGUUCCGGCUAAGUUCCGACCGAUCCGCCGGACGACGAGCAUUCUCGUGCGUCCGGCCAAUCCAAUCCGCGUAGCCGUGCGGUGGGCAUUCUCGCCGCACGGCCUAUCCGUUCCAUUCAGCCGGAUAACGGGCAUUCUCGUCGUCCGGCCAAUCCGACCCGUCCGUUCCGUACGUCCCCAAAUGAUCUCGGGGGCAACUCCGCCGAUACUGUUCCCGUGUCCAGCAUACCAUAGCUCGCGGGUGGUUUGCCCCGCGAGAAGAGACCACGCAGGUCUACCGCCAACUACCCCGCGUAGUCGGAACCGUCCGCCGCGCCGCACACCGUCGAUUCCGCGCGAUCACGACCGGCCGGCACACGGGCCAAUCACGGCCCAUCGAAACUGUUUCCGGGAGUUCGCCACUCCGUAGCGACUCCAACCGUAUACGCCGUAUGAAAACAUACGAAUCCGACCGCAGCCGCGCGGUAAUCCGAAUCCGUCAUGUAUAUAGAUAUUAAAACAUGCGCGUCCGUCCGUUAAUCCAGAUAGUUAACCAGGUCCGUUCUUUGUUUAGAAUGUAAGUUACGCCAUGAGUUAUGUUUUGUCCGGCCCGACCAAUCGGCGUUCUUUUGCUUUGCGCGGGUCCGAUUAUUGUUUAAUUGAGCACUCCGGUGCCUUAUUAUUAUUUGUGUAUUUCAAUAACAGCUGAUAAAUAUAUUGUUACGUUUGCCUUAUUGUACUCAACACGGAGUUCUCAUUACUAUCGAAAAACCCUGGCAUCCGGCGAGCACAUCCGAGCAACCGAUCACGAUAUCCCAACGCAUCGAAAGAUAUCCCGAUACUCCCGCCGCACCGGAAAAGUACUAGUGUUAUAUGGCGCCCGAACAGGGACUUCCGGGCAGGCGAGCGUGGGGGAUGAGGUGAGGGAGUGCUUGAGGGUACGGAAGGCGGUUUCCUCGUCCUCCCCCCAUUGCCAGGUGGCGUUCUUGCGGGUCAGGCGAGUGAGGGACGCGACGACAGUCGCGAAAUCAGAUGUAAAUUGUCGGCACCACGAUGCCAGGUCGACGAAUUGGCGUACCUGUCUGACGUUUGUGGGCGAUGGCCACUGUGUCACGGCGCGUAUUUUAUCGGGGUCUGUCCGAAUUCCUUGUCGAUCGACGAUAUAUCCUAAGUAUUUUAGGCUGCUUACGCAGAAACUUCUCGGGGUUUAGCUUUAGCUGGGCUUUCCGUAGGCGUCGGAAUACUUCCGCUAGGUGUUGUAGGUGUUCGGUAAAGGUCGCGCUUACGAUGAUUAUGUCGUCGAGGUACACAAACACGUUUGGUUCUAGUUCUGGACCCAAUAUUGAGUAGCCGCUGCAGGGUGGCCAGCGAUUCACAAUUUUCAAAUUCAAGGUCUUUUCCCGGUUUUCCUGAUCAAAAAUAUCGUUUUUCAAGGUUAGUAAUAAGAAACAUAUUUUCACCGCUACGCGUAGGAUUUAAUUUUAUUGUAGUGAAAAUGAAUUAUUCAAAAAGAGAAAGGAAAUAAUAAAACAAUACAGUAGUAACACAAGUAAUACAGUAAGACAAAUGCUCUUUAAGUUGUUUUUUAUUAGUAAAUUAAUUAAGUAACGUGAUGAAAUGCAAUUAGAAACAAUAUAUUUUAAAUUUUACUUUUUCAUAUCGGCAAUGGAACUGACUAUGACUGCAUUUAUCUUUGAUACUUCAGCCAAAUAUUUGGCUCUUUGGGCCUCUAAUUCUUGUAUUUCUCGAGUCUAACGUUUCUUCAAUAACUCUGCUUGUGACUGUAUCUCCUGCUCCUCACGCUCUUUCGUCGUAAAUUCUUUAUAUCGAGAAUGUGCAU